This is a messenger RNA of Wyeomyia smithii (pitcher-plant mosquito), 4269 nucleotides long. RefSeq lists its product as uncharacterized. Bases 803 to 4234 code for a protein of 1143 amino acids. NCBI's taxonomy places the organism in Eukaryota, Metazoa, Arthropoda, Insecta, Diptera, Culicidae. The transcript has 3 exons. Gene Ontology annotation, molecular function: zinc ion binding; metallocarboxypeptidase activity. The record is from RefSeq and is a predicted model, not a curated record. Gene Ontology annotation, biological process: proteolysis.
CUCAACACUGUUAGAAAUUUGUAAUUUUAAUUGUUAGGAUUUGUUUGCUUUCGCAGUUAGGACUUAUCAUUCGUAGGGAUUUAAACCUACUUGUCAAAAAAGGGGAAAAAAUAAUUCAAUAUUUCAUAUCAUACUGUCAAGUUUUAGGCAACUAUCUCCAAAUUAUUAUAUUGUUCACUGCCAACUCUUGUAAUAUUUUGAGCCUAUAACCAAUUUAUUGCAACGACCUGUUCAAGAUAAACAAACACCUGCGAAGGGCAAAGAAAAUUCCGAACGACGACGACGACGACGACGAAAACUUUCACUGCCGAUUUUCCAGCUUCCCGCGCGCAAAACGCUAAAUCAACUCUGCGCGCAUUUCGACGCUUGUUCUAGAAAACAAAGCAAAAACAAACUAUCACUUUCGCCCUACCCGAACUAAUGAUCGACCGAAUCCGUCGCACCCUUAUUACCGGUUCCCCUUAUCGUGAAAACAAAAUCGAAUUUGCUUAACUGAGUGCAGUGCACUCUCGAGUUGGGGGGGCAAAACGAUCCUCAAGCAGAUUAACCCCAUGUGACUGAUGUGUAAAGAACUGGAGCGCAUCCGCAAGUUCACAUAUCGCGAUCGGUUCCCACUGGCGACAGCUGUCUCAAAGCUCCAGAAAGCCUGUCAACCGAUUCGGGCUCAACCGUGGCGCGCGCGCUCGCGCGACGUUACGGUUCAUUGCGUUCUGGUUAGCGUUUUGAAUAUCCCAAAGCAAAAGCUCCCCAAGAAAAAUCAAGGUUAGUUUAUGCGUGGCUUUGGUUGUGAUCGGAACGGAAAAUGUGCUUUCCGUGCUGCGUGCAGCUGGUGUUUUUUUGGACGCUUUUGGGUCCAGUGGCGGCGCUUAACGGGGUUUACGUGAACAAUCAUAAGAUCGAUAAAAUCGAUCUGGAUAGGAUACAGCUGCUGAAUCCAACGGAGGGGAUUAAGACGGUGGUGACGAAGACGGAUCUACUUACCAGGGAGAAUUUCACCAAUCCAGUGCAGUACUAUCAAUACUUGGUGGGUAGUGACCCCGCUGGGUAUAUAGAUUUGUUGUGGGGUAAAAAUAAAACCUAUCUACCAUCGAUUUUUCGGAGUAGUACAACUACGGAAGAGCCUACGGCAACAACUUGGCGUUAUGCCGAUGAUCUGUCAUCAGUGGAGAACACCUUGAAUAACACCACUCCGUUCUAUAAGGGGGAUUACUAUGUGGAACAAACCACGAAAGCUACGACGACGACCACCGUUCGACCGGUUAGGAGGUUGAAGAAGCCCAAAACCAAGGUGGAACCUGUGAAGAAUCGAACCAAGCUCACCAAGAAAACGAUAGAAUUGCUGCGCAAGUACUUCACCAUCAACUGCACGCUGACUCCGAUCCACACGUCGACAACUCCGCUGCCGAGGACAACUACCACGACUCGAAGCGCUCGAACCAGCGCCAAACAGGGUCGCAAGCAGUUAAAAACGGUCAGGAAAACAUCCCGUCCGGUUGUGUACGUCUAUCCACCGGUCGUCAGCUCGCUCGGGGGUGUGUUGGAAAGUUUCUACAACUACAUGCACGAUGCCUUUAUCUCGAGUGAGUACAUUUCGAUGGAGGAAGUUGAGGAAGACGAGUCCAAGAAGGUGGGCAGUAAGAAGACGAAGCGAGAUUCGAGACAUUCGGAUGCUGUGGUGGUGACCAUGCCCAGUCCUGUACCGGUAGCUCUGACGUCGUCUAAGCUGUACGAACAGGGGACCUCGAAGCGAGUUACGUUGGGGGACGAAACGACGACUAAGAAUAAGCUGACGACUAAUAUUCAUGUGACUAGUGAGUAUUCGCCGGCUACGCCAGCAACGCUGCCGUUUUCACCGCCUGCGGCGGCUGCCGCGUUGUCCGGUGAUAAGGACAAAAGUAGUGAGGAAAGUGAAUCGGAUGAAGCAGAGGAUGGUGAUUACUAUGGAGGGUUCGCGAAUACCAGUUACGAAGAUGACGAUGAAGAUGAUGACGAAGAUGACGGUAGUCAGGAAGAGGAAGGUAGUGAAGAGGACAGUGCAAGUGAUGAAGCCGUGGGUAAUCAGGUGGGACUGGAAAAAGAAUACGAUUACGGUGACGCAAGUGAUAAGGUUAUGGAUUCGGUGAAAUUGAAGCACCGCAAGAAGCCCUCUAGUGUGGAAGAUUAUAGUGAGGAGGACGAUUAUGAUGAAGGGGACAGCGAGGAAGAAUCGGACGGUGGUGGUAGUUUUUUCACAAGGAUGUUUUCAUCCUUAGGACGAUUUGUGAGAUCGUUGGGGUUUAGACCGCGUACCGCGGUGGAAUAUGAUGAUUAUGAGGAAACACGUAGUACGACCCCGAGAAUGUUAGAUCUUCGAAAGCGACCAACUCGUAGCACCGAUCAACAGACUCAGAUCGAACGAAUAGCAGACUCUACAGAGAAGCAACAACCGUGGUAUCACUAUCCCUCCUACAUGUUUAAUGAAAUACAGGACCCAGCUCCGGAGAAUCAAAUUCCAACUGCGGAUCCGAGUCUCGUCACCGAAGAAAACUCCAACGGCGACUGGUUUCAAUUCCUGAUGCCUUGGGACUUUUUCAACCCGUGGUCAUGGGAUUCAAUUGACGAUACGACUCAAUCCACCCAAACGACUACGACUGCCCCGGCUCCUACCGAAUCAGCAUGGUUUCCGAACUUGUUUGGAGGACCUGCCACAUCACCACCAUCACCAUCAACCCAAAAACCCUUGAUCCCCUUCCUGCCGUCCACGGAUCCCCUUCAGAAGCCGGAAAAUUGGUUCAGCGUAAUCGCGCAGCACGUCUUCACCACCACUCGAGCACCGAGAACGACAAAAGCGGCUUCGACAACGCAUCUCGGGAAACCGACCAAAGUUUACUACAGCGGCUACCAGCUGUGGCGUGUUUUCCCGCGAUCCGCGGAGAACGUUCGCUUUCUAGAGGAAUACCGCGUAUCACCGGAAGGCGUUAAACUGCAGUGGUGGAAAGGUCCGAGCCUGCGGGGUGCAAACGACAUUCUGGUUCCCCCUCAUAUGCUCGAAACGAUGGCCACUUAUUUACAAGACGAAGAAAUCGCACGGGAAGUUGCGAUUAGGGAUCUGGGACAGGCGAUUCUGUACGAAAAUCCUAAGAUGACUCGGAGGGAGCAGAUUGAGAAUGAAGUUUUGCACGGUCAUCCGUUGACUUGGUACCGAUAUCAUCGGUAUGGGGAUAUUGUGAAGUUUCUGAACUAUUUGGGACGAAGGUUCCCCCGAAAUGUGGAGCUGAUUCAUAUCGGAAGGAGCUACGAGGCACGUCCACUGACGGUGGUGCGGGUUCGGUUCGAUGAGAAGCGCCGAUCGAGUGAAGGGAAGCUGAGCAAUUCGAAGUACAUGAAGGGUUCUAAGCUUAAAAAAGGUAAAAAGAGAAAAGGUUCACGUGGAGCGCUGUUUAUCGAGGCGGGAGCUCACGGGCAGCAGUGGAUCGGUCCGAGUGUUGCCACCUGGAUACUGGAUGCACUGACGAAGGCGAUUGCUAGUAAUGAUACCGAACUGGAAAAUGUGAAAUCACUGGAUUGGUAUAUUCUACCGGUUUUGAACCCGGAUGGAUACGAAUACAGCCACGAGUUCGAUCGAAUGUGGCGGAAAACUCGAUCCAAACAUAAGGAAGCUCAAAGUUCGGGAAUUUUGUCGUCGGCGUUAAACUGGCUGCAAGCGCAGAGUUCGCUGGUCGUCGACUCGAGCGAGUCCUGUUACGGAGUGGAUCUGGAUCGCAACUGGGAUCACCGUUGGAACCAGGAGGGUGCCUCGCGGGCUGUCUGCAGUGAGUACUACUCCGGCCACAAGGCCUUCUCCGAGCCGGAAGCGCGAGCGCUGAGCAAAUUUUUGCUAAACGGCCGACGAAACAUUCAGAUUUACGUUUCCCUGCAAUCGUACGGUCAGACGAUCAGCUUUCCGGACGAGAAACGGCCGCUGGUUGAGGGUGAGCGAUUCAGCGACGUUCACGAGAUGGCCGCCGUUGGGGUGGAAGCGUUGCGUGGUUCCGGAAGUGACAGUUCCUACCGAGUGACGCCCGAAAGUGAAAUGUUCCAUCCGAGAUCGGGCACUUCAGCACAGUUUGCUAGAUAUGAAGCUGGGAUUAAGUACAGCUAUACCCUUGAACUGCCAGAUACGGGAACGCACGGCUUCCUGUUGCCUCCUUCCAACAUUGAGGGCACGGCCAAGGAUACGAUCGAGAUACUCAAGGGAAUGGUGGAUUAUAUUUAGAUUAAGUAUUGGAGAAAUGUACAAUUAGAGUAGUU